AUGAAUUCUCAACAAAAUCAAAAUAAAAUUGAGCCCAAACCUGUGCAUUUGUUUCAUGCAGGUAGAAUAACCAUUAUUACAGUAGGCUUGCCAGCUAGAGGGAAGACACAUUUAGCUCGUUCUUUACAUCGUUAUCUUAAAUGGUUAGGCGUGCCAACUAAAGUUUUUAGUGUGGGAAACUAUAGAAGAAAAGUUGUGGGAACAGCUUCAAGUUUACCUCAGGAUUUUUUCAAUCCUAAAUCAAAUGAAGCAAGACAUAAAAUUGCAACAGAUUGUUUACAAGAUUUGAUUGAUUGGUUGGAAAAAGAAGGGCAGGUUGGAAUUUAUGAUGCCAGUAAUACGACAGAAGAAAGACGUAAAGAAAUAAGUGAUGUUCUAAUCAAUCAAUCAAUAUGUGAAAAACCCGAGAUUAUCGAAGCAAAUAUUAGAGGUGUAAAAAUUACUUCUCCAGAUACUCGUAUCAAUAAUCAUGUAGAGCUAUAUGAGCCAAUUUCUAACAUGGCACAUAGUUUUGUCAAGAUGAUUAACGUUGGUGAAAGAAUCAUUGUAAAUAAUGUUAAAGGUUAUCUCCAGAGCGGCGAGUCAACGAAUGAUUUAUCACAAAAGUUUGAUCCAGGGUUAAAUUCGGCUGGAAUACGUUAUGCUAAUAAAUUAAAAAAAUUUUUAUUAGAAUUAAGAGAAAAAGAAAGGAAACAAAGAAUCGAACAAGGAUGGGGCGAUUACGAAAGACCAUUUGGACAUCACCACGUCAAAGAUCAAUUCAAACAGCUAAAGUGUUUGAGAAAGAUGGAGAAUAAAUUUCCAGAUGAUUAUAUAGGACGAAAAAAAGAUUUAUACAAUCAUCGAUAUCCUAGAGGAGAGUCAUAUCAUGAUUUAACGCUUCGACUUGAAGCAAUAAUUUUGGAACUUGAGCAUGAAAAAAAUGAUGUAUUAAUUAUUGCUCAUGAAACCGUGUUGAAGAUCUUGUAUGCUUAUUUAUUUGAUAGACCACAAGAUGAAAUACCAACUAUUGUAAUACCAAAGAAUUAUUUAAUUGAAAUAAUUCCAACAGCAUACGGAUGUCGAGAAAAUAGAAUGCAGAUUUUUGAUAAUGAUUCAUUUGAUGUACCGAUAUUAUCAAGUCUAAAUCGUUAA
Entrophospora sp. SA101 is the source of this 1134-nucleotide messenger RNA. The record is from the annotation of a GenBank genome assembly. NCBI's taxonomy places the organism in Eukaryota, Fungi, Glomeromycota, Glomeromycetes, Entrophosporales, Entrophosporaceae.